GCGGCGGAGCCAGAAGCGCGCUCGGCGGGCGCACACGGCGCAAGAGGCGGGCGGCGAACGGGGAGACGAGCUGCAGCGGCAGCGGCUCGAGCGAGCCUUCUCGGUUUCCUGCUCCGGCAGGGCUGGAGCCGGCCGCGGCGGCAGGAUUGGCGGCCAGCCUGCCGGACGAUGUGCCCGGCCGCGGGGCAGAAAGGUGCCCGGCGGCGGCGGCGGUUGCUGCUGCCGGCGGCGCUGCUCUUGCUGGCGGCGCUGGAGGCGGCGUGCGCUUUCGGCGACGAAGAGGAGCGCCGCUGCGAUGCCAUCCGCAUCUCCAUGUGCCAGAACUUGGGCUACAACGUCACCAAGAUGCCCAACCUGGUGGGCAGCCAGUUCCAGACCGACGCCGAGCUCCAGUUGACCACCUUCACCCCGCUCAUCCAGUACGGCUGCUCCAGCCAGCUGCAGUUCUUCCUGUGUUCCGUCUACGUCCCCUUGUGCACGGAGAAAAUCAAUAUCCCGAUCGGCCCCUGCAUCGGCAUGUGCCUCUCCGUCAAAAGGCGAUGUGAGCCAGUCCUGAAAGAAUUUGGCUUCUCCUGGCCAGAAAACCUGAAUUGCAGCAGGUUCCCUCCACAGAACGACCAAAAUCACAUGUGCAUGGAAGGGCCAGGAGACGAGGAGGUCCCCCUCCACAGCAAGGCCCCCUUGCAUCCCGGAGAAGAAUGCCAAAAUGUCGGAUCAAACUCAGAUCAGUAUAUCUGGGUCCGAAGAAGCUUGAAUUGCGUUCUCAAGUGCGGCUACGACUCUGGCCUCUACAGCCGGUCCGCCAAGGCGUUCACCGACAUCUGGAUGGCCGUGUGGGCGAGUCUCUGUUUCAUUUCCACCGCCUUCACCGUCCUGACCUUUUUGAUUGAUUCCACUCGCUUUUCCUAUCCGGAGCGGCCCAUCAUAUUCCUGAGCAUGUGCUACAAUAUUUAUAGCAUCGCUUAUAUUGUCCGGCUGACCGUAGGCCGAGAAAGGAUUUCCUGUGAUUUUGAUGAGGCCGUCGAGCCUGUUCUCAUCCAGGAGGGCCUCAAGAACACCGGAUGUGCCAUCAUUUUUUUGCUGAUGUACUUUUUCGGCAUGGCGAGCUCCAUCUGGUGGGUGAUUUUGACCCUGACGUGGUUCCUGGCCGCCGGACUCAAAUGGGGCCACGAGGCCAUUGAGAUGCACAGCUCGUAUUUCCAUAUCGCUGCCUGGGCAAUCCCUGCGGUGAAGACCAUCGUCAUCCUGAUUAUGAGGUUGGUUGACGCCGAUGAGCUGACAGGCCUGUGCUACGUGGGCAACCAGAACCUUGACGCCCUGACGGGCUUUGUGGUGGCUCCCCUUUUCACAUACUUGGUCAUUGGGACCCUCUUCAUUGCGGCCGGCUUGGUGGCUUUGUUUAAGAUCAGGUCCAACCUUCAAAAGGACGGGACCAAAACGGACAAGCUGGAGAGGUUGAUGGUGAAGAUUGGGGUGUUUUCCGUGCUCUACACCGUGCCUGCCACUUGUGUCAUUGCCUGCUAUUUCUAUGAGAUCUCCAACUGGGGGAUUUUCCGCUACUCUGCAGAUGCCUCCAACAUGGCUGUGGAGAUGCUCAAGAUUUUCAUGUCCCUCCUUGUGGGCAUCACGUCUAGCAUGUGGAUUUGGUCGGCCAAGACGCUGCACACUUGGCAAAAGUGCUCUAAUAGACUGGUGAAUUCGGGGAGGGUAAAACGGGGGGCGAAGAGGGCGGACGGGUGGAUGAAGCCCGGGAAAGGAAAUGAGACAGUGGUAUAAAGAAAGGAGCAGGAACCCAGAAAAUUCUCUUUUCCGUCUCCUCCCCGAUGUAAGAGGAACUGAUGGAGAUGGCAGCAUCUGGAGAAGGGGUGUUGGAGUGAAUCCUUUAUUGAGAAAUAUUUUGAGUUUUUGCAGGAUUUCGAAGGAGGAGAGGAGAGCAAGCAAGGGGGCUUGAGCAAGCUGGUGGGGGAGAAAAGCACAAUUUUCGCAAUGGCUUCACAAAGUUGUGAAGGUAAAGAGUAGAAGCCUCUUGGAUUUCUAUCAGCAAGCGAUGAUUUUAGGAUUCAUGGGACUUUGCACCUCCUGGUUAUGCACAGUGUGCCUUCUCUCACUCCUUUUCUUCCCCUUGGCCUGUCCCGACUCACAUGUAUCACUGUCUUGUCGAAGUAGUGCAAGAGAACAAAAUGGAGAGGAAGAAAUUCCUAGUUCUUCAGGGUUUGGGGAGAAUUGCUAGUGUCAGGGAAUUCUGAAUCCAAGGCCUUUCAACUUGGAAAGUGAUGUUCAGUUCGAUGUCCAGAGCUUGGAUACAGCAGAAAAGUUCUGCAGAAUUCCUUCAAACACAGACCAGAGAAAGUUCUGAGAUUCAAGCCAAACCAAUUUGCCUUUAGCCUCCAUCUACUAAAUACUACGGUACUAUGGAGUGAGCAAACAAACAGAAUGGAAACAGGAUGUCUUUCUAAUCACGAUGACCCCAAAAUGACAUCAAGAUGUCACAGUGCAAGAGAUAAGGUCAUCAAAUCCACAACCCCCCUUCUCUUGAUAGAUUUAUUUUGGUGGGAAAAAAAAACCCAAGAAACUUUAAACACAAUAGUUCCUAGAGCCUUUAAACACAAUAGCUGCAGGAUUCUUUUCCCAUUCAGUAGCUGAAGUUACUAAACAAGAUUCACAGGAGGAUCACAGGAGGAUAGAGCAGUGAUAACACGAUCCCCUGCAGGGGCAACAGCUGGUUUUCAAGUUCUUGGGGAAAUUUUGAGAGGUGAGGAAGUUUUUUCUUAAAAAAAAAAACAACAACAACAACCAUCGAAGCAUAAUGCAUCUAUUUUGCUUCUUAAUUUAAUUUUCAAGCCUCAUGCAGCCACUAAAAAGUUGUUGGCGGAAGUUUGGCUCAGGAAUUAAACUUUUAGUCUCAACUAUCGAGGCGGGAGUUUUAAUAUUUUCCAAGAAAUGGAACAAUUCUUCCUUUUUUUGUACUAAAUCCCUGCUUUAACAAAUGUCUGGCAGCAUUUUCCAAAUUGAGGGGCCUGAAAGCAUCUGAUAUGUGGUGCUUCCUUUGUACAGUUUAUGGCUUAAAAUGUUUAGCCUAGUUUUUAUUCUGAAAAAGGCUGACGGUAGAGAUGGGAAACCUCUCAAUAUCCAUUGCCAUCCUUACUGCCAAGCUUUAAAUUCACCCAUAGGGUCUUCAAAAUUAAGCUUUUGGGGCCUAUUUUCAUGUUUUUCUCAACAGCAGGGAAUUCUGGGAGUUGAAGUCCACACAUUUUGAGGCACCAAGGUUGAGAAAUACCGACUAGCAGGGUAGGGAACCUUGGCUCUUUAAUUCCCAGAAUUCCUGAGCCAGCAUGGCUCAGCUUGGAAACCUCUCCCUUUCCCCUCAGCAUGGCUGGCUCAGGAAUUCUGGGAGUUGAAGUCCACGUGUCAUAAAAGAGCCAAGGUUGCCUAGCCAAUGGUGGUGUUUAAGGCUAUGAAGAGAUUUUUUUUUCACUAUGCUCCUGUUCCUAGUCCUUAUUUUCAUGUUUUUAAGCUGAAAAUCCUACCAAAAGCCAUUCAUUUGGCUCUGUUUUGAGAUUAAAAAUAGUUGUUAGCCUGCAGACAUGCUGAGCCAAUCCAUCGGUGCGCACCAAAUUAAAUUCCAAAAUGCAGCACCACACUUUUGUGACCCUUUUGAGGAACAUUGUCUCUAAAUUUCUCCAGCUCACAAUGACACAAACAGUAAAUUGGAGCCGGACCACAGCUUCUACGGAGCUCCAUGAAUAUUAAUAGGAAAAUUAAUUGAGCUACUCUGGCUUUCAGCCCAGAGGUGAGGUUAGCUAAUUUAGCCAGGCUUCUGGCCUCCCCUAGGACAUUCAAGCUAUGACCUCUGUACUAGGGUAGCAACUUUUAUUUCACGCAACUCUUUGUGCUGCUGCUUGCAGUUGCCAGAGAGAAGGAGCAGAACAUGCAGAAGUUGCUUAGGAAAGCCUUGUAAAUUCUCCUCCUGAUUUAAGCAAUCCUUGCCCAUAAUAGUAAAUGCCCACAACAUUAAAUUAAUAAGGCUAACUUCAUCAGUCCACUGACUGCGAAACAACUCACUUGUCAAAUUUCCCUUCCCCCCCCCCACUAAAAUAAGUUGAAUCUGGCAGCAAAGGUGAUCUACCAGAUUCACGAGCAGUUCCUUUGCAAAUGGGAUCUAGGGAAUUUUAUACAUUGAACUGCACUCCUGAAUAUAGUAAGCCCUGGUUUAGUGUCCAGCAAUUGGAAUCAACAGUUUGGUCAUUAAAUGAAGCAGUCGCUGAGUGAAACCA
Messenger RNA from Crotalus tigris (Tiger rattlesnake), 4274 nucleotides. It is a transcript of the gene FZD4, whose product is annotated as frizzled class receptor 4. Lineage: Eukaryota; Metazoa; Chordata; Lepidosauria; Squamata; Viperidae. Gene Ontology annotation, cellular component: plasma membrane. The transcript has 2 exons. Bases 169 to 1776 code for a protein of 535 amino acids. Gene Ontology annotation, biological process: retina vasculature morphogenesis in camera-type eye; non-canonical Wnt signaling pathway; canonical Wnt signaling pathway. Gene Ontology annotation, molecular function: Wnt receptor activity; Wnt-protein binding. The record is from RefSeq and is a predicted model, not a curated record.